AUGACCACUGAACUGCACUCGGGCUCGGUCGAGCUCAAGGACAACACCGUCAUUGUCGUCCUCGGCGCCUCUGGCGAUCUUGCUAAGAAGAAGACAUUCCCGGCUCUCUUCGGACUCUACCGAAACCAAUUCCUGCCCAAGGAUAUCCGGAUCGUUGGCUAUGCGCGAACCAAGAUGGACCACGACGAAUACCUUCGUCGUAUCAAAUCGUACAUCAAGACGCCGACGAAGGAUAUCGAACAACAGCUGGAGGAGUUUUCUGGGCUGUGCACAUAUGUUUCCGGCCAAUACGACCGGGAUGAUUCGUUCUUGCAACUCAAUAAGCACCUUGAGGAGCUUGAGCAGGGCAAAAAGGAAACUAACAGGCUCUUCUACAUGGCCUUGCCCCCUAGCGUGUUUACCAUCGUCUCUCAGCACCUGAAGAAGUGCUGCUAUCCUGCCAAGGGUGUUGCUCGUGUUAUUGUUGAGAAGCCUUUCGGCAAGGACUUGGCCAGCUCCCGCGAGCUCCAAAAGUCUCUCGAGCCUGACUGGAAGGAAGACGAACUCUUCCGAAUUGACCACUACCUGGGCAAGGAGAUGGUAAAAAACAUCCUCAUUAUGCGAUUUGGCAACUCAUUCUUGGGGGCGACUUGGAAUCGGCACCACAUCGACAAUGUGCAGAUAACAUUCAAGGAGCCAUUUGGCACUGAGGGCCGUGGUGGCUACUUUGACGAGUUUGGCAUCAUCCGGGAUGUCAUGCAGAACCACUUGCUCCAAGUUCUGACUUUGCUCGCCAUGGAGCGACCCAUCUCUUUCUCAUCGGAGGAUAUUCGCGAUGAGAAGGUCCGGGUGCUUCGCGCGAUUCCCGCCAUUGAACCAAAGAAUGUCAUCAUUGGCCAGUACGGGAAGUCAAUUGACGGUAGUAAACCGUCGUACAAGGAGGAUGACACAGUUCCCAAGGACUCGCGGUGCCCGACUUUCUGUGCGCUUGUUGCGUACAUCAAGAACGAGCGGUGGGAUGGCGUCCCCUUCAUCAUGAAGGCUGGAAAGGCGCUCAACGAGCAAAAAACGGAGAUUCGCGUUCAGUUCAAGGACGUUACUUCUGGGAUUUUUAAGGACAUCCCGCGGAAUGAACUUGUGAUGCGCAUCCAGCCCAAUGAGAGCGUGUACAUCAAGAUGAACUCGAAGCUUCCUGGUCUGACCAUGCAGACGGUGGUUACAGAGCUUGAUCUUACUUACCGACGGCGGUUCUCGGACCUCAAGAUCCCCGAGGCAUACGAGUCGUUAAUCCUCGACUGCCUGAAGGGCGACCACUCCAACUUUGUCCGGGAUGACGAGCUUGACGCCAGCUGGAGGAUUUUCACUCCCCUCCUCCAUUACCUGGAUGACAACAAGGAGAUUAUCCCCAUGGAGUACCCAUACGGCUCUCGUGGCCCCGCCGUACUCGAUGAUUUCACUUCAUCGUACGGCUACAAGUUUAGUGAUGCCGCCGGAUACCAGUGGCCGACGACCUCAGCGCUUGGGCCUGGUAACAAGUUGUGA
Messenger RNA from Dichotomopilus funicola, 1521 nucleotides. Its product is annotated as glucose-6-phosphate dehydrogenase. Gene Ontology annotation, molecular function: NADP binding; glucose-6-phosphate dehydrogenase activity. Gene Ontology annotation, cellular component: cytosol. Bases 1 to 1521 code for a protein of 506 amino acids. The transcript has 6 exons. Lineage: Eukaryota; Fungi; Ascomycota; Sordariomycetes; Sordariales; Chaetomiaceae. The record is from RefSeq and is a predicted model, not a curated record. Gene Ontology annotation, biological process: glucose metabolic process; pentose-phosphate shunt, oxidative branch.